Messenger RNA from Penicillium atrosanguineum, 2145 nucleotides. RefSeq lists its product as uncharacterized. Gene Ontology annotation, molecular function: calcium:proton antiporter activity. The record is from RefSeq and is a predicted model, not a curated record. Gene Ontology annotation, cellular component: fungal-type vacuole membrane. The transcript has 3 exons. NCBI's taxonomy places the organism in Eukaryota, Fungi, Ascomycota, Eurotiomycetes, Eurotiales, Aspergillaceae. The coding region runs from base 1 to 2145 and encodes 714 amino acids. Gene Ontology annotation, biological process: calcium ion transmembrane transport; intracellular calcium ion homeostasis.
AUGCACCGGAUUAACUCGUGGGCGAAAGCUCACGCAUCUUCUCGCGGCAACCCGAACCUCAAGGCCGACCCGAUCGCGGAAGCCUCUACUUCCUCCUCUCAAGAUGUACAAGUGAACGGUACAGAAGAGGGAUCCCACUCGGGUCCCUCUGAGAAGGAUAACGCCAAACCCGCCCUGCUCGUUCGCAUGCGCAAUGGCAGCGGCCGAUUCGUCAAUCACACCAAGGAUGCCCUCUUCCACAGCUGGGUCAACGUCCUGCUGGUCUUCGUACCAGCCGGUAUCGUCGUCAAGGCUAUCGGCCUGAACCCCGCGAUCGUGUUCGCAAUGAACGCCGUGGCCAUCAUCCCUCUGGCGGGUCUGCUCAGUCACGCGACUGAGAGUGUGGCCUCCCGCCUGGGCGACACGAUCGGAGCCCUGAUCAAUGUCACCUUUGGUAAUGCCGUCGAGCUUAUUAUCUUCAUUAUUGCCCUGGUCAAGAAUGAGAUUCGCAUCGUUCAGGCUUCUCUGCUGGGUUCUAUCCUGGCAAACUUGCUUCUCAUUCUGGGAAUGGCCUUCCUACUAGGUGGUCUCCGUUUCCAGGAACAGAUAUAUAACAGUACCGUGACCCAGAUGAGCGCUUGUCUGCUCAGUCUGAGUGUGACGAGUCUGUUGCUUCCUACUGCCUUCCAUGCCUCGUGGUCCAACAGUGCCAAUGCAGACCGUGAGACUCUUAAGGUUAGCCGUGGAACCAGUGUGGUCUUGCUACUCGUGUACAUCCUGUACAUUCUCUUCCAGCUCAAGUCCCACUCCUACCUCUACGCUAGUAUUCCUCAACGAAUUAUCGACGAGGAAUCCCACCCCGGUAUUCUCGCCGAGCUCAUGAAUAGCUCCUCCGAAUCAUCAUGCAGUUCCAGCGAUGAGUCCGUUGACACAACAACCUCAUGGAGUACCGCCAAGCGCAUCAAGCGAGCCAUGAAGCACCGCCGACACCGCAAGUCUAGCACCAGCUCCAAAGAUACCGCAAUUGCCAAGAAGGUCAUGACCAACGAGAACAAGAGCUCGGUCGGGAACUCUAUUGCAAGCAACAACAAUGACUCUAGCUCAUGCGCCAUCGACUUUGCUGAUGAUACCCGCUACGAGGCUGAUGAUGACGCCCAGCCGGCUUCUGGAUUCCGCUCGCGUGAUUUCGGCGUCCCGGCUAGUCGUGUGCAGAGCGCACAGAGCGAUAGUUCUCGCAAGCGCGAGAAGGAGCGCAAGAAGCGUCGCUCGAAGAGUGAAAAGUCUCGUGCUCAAAUACCUAAGCCGACUGAGGUCGAGGCUGCUCAGGCUGAGGGCGCUCCCGGCAUGAAGGGAUUCUCGUCCGCGCCUAAUUUUGCUGGCAUAGAGGGUGGUGGAGAAGUCGAUGCUAUAAAAAGAAAGUCGCCUUUCGGCCCUAUACCUUCUCUGCUUUCCAGCACCGUCUUCAGCUCCCAGUCCCCGAAUAACUCCCCUCAUCUUGGUGCCGGUGCUUCCCGUCCGGGUAUCUACCGCAGCAAUUCACUGCCUGCGCAUAUCAGCCGUGCUCCUCCCGUCGGUAAUGCCGUGCAGUUCGCUCGGGGCGCCGCCCGUGCUCCUGGUGCGGCUGACGCUGCGGCUAUCGCCCCUACGGACCACCAGCCCGAACCCGAUAUGUCUCGAACCGCGGCUGUGGUCUUGCUUCUCUGUUCCACCGCCCUGGUCGCCGUCUGUGCCGAGUUCCUAGUCGAUGCCAUCCCUGGGAUGCUCGCCAGCUCGUCCAUCAGCGAGGCCUUCAUCGGUUUGAUCAUCCUGCCCAUCGUUGGUAACGCUGCCGAGCACGUUACCGCUGUCAGUGUGGCUACCAAAAAUAAGAUGGACUUGGCUAUCGGUGUUUCGGUCGGUAGUAGCAUCCAAAUCGCCAUCUUCGUCACUCCCCUCGUUGUUAUCAUCGGCUGGUGCAUGGACAAGGACAUGUCUCUAUACUUCACCCUAUUCGAGACUAUCUCUCUAUUCGUGACGGCCUUCGUGGUCAACUUCCUCGUCCUAGACGGUCGCAGUAACUAUCUCGAGGGCGCCCUGCUCAUCGCCGCCUACGUGAUUAUCGCUCUAGCGGCAUUCUUCUACCCGCCCGCCGACGAGUCCAGCGCCUUCGCCGGCUCGAGUGGUUAA